AUGGCGGAUACUUCCACACCAAAUGCCAACGGCACCGCCGACUCAAACACAGACCCCAUUGAAACACCCUUCCUCAUCAUUGGUGCUGGUCCCGCCGGUGCUUCGUUAGCAUGCUUCCUCGCGUCCUACGGAUUGAAAGGGAUCGUAGUAGCGGCAGCUCCCGGCACAGCAAAGGAACCUCGUGCCCAUAUCACGAACCCCGCCGCAUUGGAAUGUUUGAGAGAUAUCGGGCUGGAGGAAGAAGCGGUGAGGAAUGGAACAAGCGGGGAGUGCAUGGUUCAUACACGGUGGUGUCAUGAUAUGGCUGGUGAGGAGUUUGGGAGGGUGUAUAGUUGGGGGAGUCAGCCUGGUAUGUCUCAUGUCCCACUCACAUACCGCAAAGGAGACUACGAAGCCGCCAGUCCAUGUCGCCACAUCGACCUCCCCCAAACCCUCCUCGAACCCAUCCUAGUCCAACAUGCCCUGAACAACUCCUGGCACAUCCGCUUCGACUCCUCCUUCCUCCACUACUCCCAACCCGACCCCACUGGCCCCAUCACCUCCACCAUAAAAGACAACCUUACCGGCCACACCUACACCAUCCGCUCCAAAUACCUCUUCGGCGCCGACGGCGCUAGGUCCCAAGUAAUGCGCCAGCUCAACCUCCCCCUCAUUAAAUCGCCCGGUCAAGGUCUUGCUCUCAACAUUCUAGUCGAAGCAGAUUUGUCGAAACACAUGCCCCACCGAAUGGGCAACUUGCACUGGAUCCUGACGCCAGGACUGGUCCACCCGGCCUGGGGUUGGAGUUGUAUUCUGAGAAUGGUGAAGCCGUGGCAUGAGUGGAUGUUCAUCAUGUUUCCGGAGCCGGGCUUUGAUGAUUUCAGCAUCAGGCUAGAGGAAGGGGAAGUUCUCAAACGGGUUCGUGAGAUGAUCGGUGAUGACUCCAUUCCCGUGACGAUUAAGGGUAUGAGUAAAUGGUACAUCAACGAGAUCGUGGCAGAGCGGUACUCGGAUGAUACUGGAAGGAUCCACUUAUUGGGUGAUGCAGUCCACCGACACCCGCCGCUCAAUGGCUUAGGAUCAAACACCUGCGUCCAAGAUGCCUGGAAUCUAGCCUGGAAAAUCGCCUACGUCGAGAAAGGCCUCGCAGACCCCAAGCUCUUGAAAUCCUUCAGUACAGAACGCCAACCCAUCGGCGCCGGCGUGAUCCAACGCGCCAACCAAGGUCUCCGGGACCACGUCCCCGUCUGGGAAGCUCUCGGAGCCUUACCAAAAGACGUCGAGGAAAGGAAGCGCCAGCACGCCGAACUCAGCGCCGCGACCGAAGCUGGGCGAGCACGGAGGAACAGGUUACGCGAAGCCAUCGCGUACACGGCGCACGAGUUUGGCGGGAUAGGUGUGGAGAUGAACCAACGGUACGAGUCCUCUGCGGUAUUUCUCGAGGAUGAGAAAGAAGCCCGCCGCCCACAACCACUGGAUGCAGUGCUUGAGUACCAGAUUUCCACAUACCCGGGUUCGCGCGUGCCGCAUGCGUGGCUCAGUAAGCGGUCUCCCAUUGAUGCACCGAUCAGUACAAUUGACCUCGCCGGCCACGGUGCAUUCUGCGUCUUGACGGGCGUUGGCGGGGACGCAUGGAAGAAUGCGGCGCUUGAGGCAGGGAGGCAGUUGGAAGGGGUGGUGGUUAAUGCGUAUAGUAUCGGGUGGCAUCAGGAUUACGAGGAUGUUUACGGGGACUGGGAGAGGAGAAGGGAGGUUGAGGAGGAUGGAUGUGUGCUACUGAGGCCUGACCGCACGGUGUGUUGGAGGAGUGGGGCAAUGAGGGAGGGUGCUGGGGCAGUUCUGGUGAGUGUGUUGAAGGCGGUGCUUGGGAGGGGGGAGGAAAAGUAG
Molecule: messenger RNA, 1866 nt
Organism: Fulvia fulva
Lineage: Eukaryota; Fungi; Ascomycota; Dothideomycetes; Mycosphaerellales; Mycosphaerellaceae
Product: 2,4-dichlorophenol 6-monooxygenase
Exons: 3
Coding region: 1-1866 (621 amino acids)
Molecular function (GO): FAD binding
Source: RefSeq, a predicted model, not a curated record